Molecule: messenger RNA, 8422 nt
Organism: Haliotis rufescens (red abalone)
Lineage: Eukaryota; Metazoa; Mollusca; Gastropoda; Lepetellida; Haliotidae
Product: fas-binding factor 1-like
Exons: 30
Coding region: 128-4234 (1368 amino acids)
Biological process (GO): cilium assembly; establishment of epithelial cell polarity
Cellular component (GO): ciliary basal body; ciliary transition fiber; centriole
Source: RefSeq, a predicted model, not a curated record
UGACAUUUCAAAACAUGGCGGCAGCUCGUCGCGUCCGUAGUCACCAGAAAAUAGAUAGCACUUUCUUUCAAUUUUCGCGUUGAACAUAUUUUUCAACAAAGUACCGUUGCAUGGUGACAGCUGAAAAAUGGACGACUUUGAUCUGGAUGAUCUCCUUGCUGAAGGGCCUCCUGUGCAGAAGAAGAAACCAGUUCAGAAGGCUCCUUCAAAGAGAGGUGGGAAAAGUGCUCUGGAUGAAGAUUUCUACAGUAACCUGGCGUCUCAGGCAGGAGAGGAUGCAGAUUCUGAAGUGUCCGAUGUUGAUGCUAAGCAGAUGGCAAGAGACUUGGGGGGCUUGGAUGACAUGGAUGCCGAUCUGUUCGGAGGGCAGCUGCCGAAAAAGAAAGGAAGCAUCAAAAGCGGAAGUGGACGAUCUGGUAAACAGACGACACCUCGUAGAACUCGUACACCGCGCUCAAACAGCAACACCCCUCGCUCAGGGGGCAACAAGCCAGGGUCCCCGCAGAGAGUUGCCUCCCCUUCUAGUGACACCCCUACAAGUCCUCGGGGUAACAAGAUGAAAAAGAAUCCCUCGAAACCCAGCUCCCCACCUCCUCAGAUAACCAUGCCCAAACCUGGAACAGCUCCAGGGAAGAUGACAGAAUUGUAUAAAGAAAGUGAAAACUUAAAGCCUGGACAAGUGAAACCUGAAGAUGACCGUCCUCGUACAGUGCCUAAGGCUAAACCAAAGAUGGAUUUUGGAGAGUUUGAUGAGGACGACCCACUGGCUGGCCUGGAUUUGUCAGAGGAUGAAUCCUUUGCCCGACGUAAACCAGCUGCCAAACCUGCUCUGAAGCAACAGAAGUCCAGUGAAGAACCCUCAGCCUCACCCCCUGUCGUGGAACCUGUCGGGCCAACCAAGGAUCCUCAAUCUCCCAGAAGGAGGAAUCUUUAUGAUCGUCCGCCAACCCGAAGCGGAAGUGGCAAGGAAGAUGAGGAGGAGUCGCAGCCGGAGCCAGUAGCAGCUAAACCUAAACCAGCUGUAAAGAAAAAAGAUGAAGUAAUCUUCAGCGAUGAAGACGACUUUCUGCUUGGAAUGGAGGACAAGCCUGUUAAGAGUAUAGAGAAGACUAAGCCCAAGCCUGAUGACCUUGAGAACAGCCAGAGGUCAGCCAAGUCAUUUAUGGAUGGGCUGCUUGGGAAAGGCUCAGCAACCCAACAGUUAGAGACGAAAGAAAAGAAAGCAUUUACCUUAGACAGUAAAUACUCCAAGUCGGAAGCUAACAAAGAGGAGGAAGAUGACUUUUUGUUCGGGAGUUACCAGCCAUCAGUAGCCUCAGGGUCAAGGCCAGGGUCAAGGAGGUCAGUCAGAUUUCAGGAUGACGAUCUGUUUGGUGAAGAUAAACCAGCAUCUAGAGGGCGAAGUCAGUCACCAGGGGGCUCUGCUAAGGUCCCAGAUGGAAUGGAUUGGUUGGACUUUAACACAGAUGAUAAACCUGCCUCACCAGCAAAAACAGCAGAUAAACCAACAGAUUCCAAACCUGCUGAAACAAAGUCAAAAUCUAGUCCAUCUGACUGGUUAGGGUUGAAAGAAUCCGAAUCCAGUGAUGAGGACUUCUUCAGACCCAAAAGAACACCUCCACCAUCUAGCCAAUCAGGACGCAGGACACAGCCACCUAAGGCCGAGCCUAAGAAAGACAAAGCAGAUGACUGGCUAGGACUAGCUGACAAGAAAUCUGAGCCAGAUAAGAAAGAAGUCAGUGACAAGCCAGUAUUUUCUGGUAUGAGUGAUUCAGCCAAACAGAAUGACGACUAUCUAGGUUUGGGCAAGGAGGUGGACCUGGAUGAUAUUCUCACGUCCAGGCCUGAUUCCCCUGCCUUCAGAGGUCAGACUCCUCCGGCCUUCAACAAACAAGAUGACCGAAACAAGGAUCUCUUCACCCCUCCCCCUACACGAGGCUCUGGUUCAUCAGCAAAGGAGGAAUCUCACACCAGGCAGACGCGACCGACGACUGAUACAAGAACUGAAGAUGGAUUCAUGAGAGGCAGAAAGGGAGCAGCAGGCUUUUCCCAACACCGGACACUGGACAAGGAGGAUGAAGUGGACAUGGGUCAAGCACCAGGGCCUCCCCCUCAGGCCAAGAUCAUGUCCCAGGUGUACCAGCAGCAACCCCUCAAGAGAGAUGUCACUCAGUAUGCUGGGCCCGCUCACAACAUGGCCACAGCAGAACCUGCAAAAGAAGUCAUUAGAAAGGGUUCAAUAGUAACCACAGGCCCAGGUUACAGUCAGUCUCUUCAGGACUUCCUGGAGGAGCCAGUUCCCAUGCCCAGUCAGCGACAACCCCAGCAACAUCUCCCGGACUUCCAGCAGCAGCAGCAUCUGCUACAACAGCAGGCUCAACUACAGCGGAUGAUGCAAGACCUUCAGUCACAGUACCACACCUCUCCACAGACUACACCUAGUAUCCCAGUCCUGGGGUCGACGCCCUUCCCCUCAACUCCACAGUCCUUCAACAGCAUCGGUGGCCGUCUGGACGAUCUUCCUGGAUCUUUAGAAGAGGCUCAAUCAAGGAUUCGAAAGCUGGAGAUUGAGAAACAUUAUACAGAGUCGUUGUUGGACAGUACGAGGAGGAGAUACGAGGAGGAGAUCCAGGCUAUAGAGGCGUCAUAUAAAAACAGACUGCAGAUUUUAGAAGAUUCUAAUCGCAAGAAAGAGACAAGGUUACGGAACGAGAGUGAGCAGCUGAUGGCCGACCACCUGGAGCGUGUGAGGAAGAUGGAGCAGGAGAAGGCAGACAUCGCCAGCCAGAACUACAAGAACCUGGAGGAGGUGGAGCGGGCUAAGUCCCACGACAUGGAGAAGCUGAAGGAACAACACAGAUUGGCAGUUGCUGAAACAAAGAGAGAGCAAGAAGAGAUGAUAGAGAGGCUGAAGAAAGCCAAAAACCUGGAGAUCGAAGCAGUGGCCAGUGCACACGAUACCUCCAAGAGCCUGACUGCGGUGGUGGAACAGAUCCAGAACAAUGCCAAGGACCUUGGGGAGCUGCAGUACAAGGUGGACAGCUGGCACCGUCAGGGGCUUGACGACAGGGAGAUCACUCUCAAGUCCAAGGACGAACAACUCCGGAUUUUGCAGGAGCGUCUCACUCGCCAGGAGGGAGACAAUGAGAAUGAGAGGAAGAGAUUAGAAGAUCUCAUCGCCAGGAUGGAGUCACAACUCCGAGAUCAGACUAGGAUGCUGGAUGAGGAACGGUGGAAGGUGAAACAGGACCACGGUCGUCUGGAUUCACAACAGAAGUCCUUGGAAGAGGAGCGGAGGGUGUGGGUGGAGCAUCAGGCCAGGGAGAGGGACAUGAUAGAGAGGACCAGGUCUGCCUUCCUGGAGGAACAGAGGUCAUCUAUGAACCAGAUCAAUGAGGAGAGGAGAGCUCUGGCUGAGGAGAGGACCAAGUUUAACAUUGAUCAGAAGAUGAUGAGAGAGAAAAUGAACAGUGACUCCAUCAAAGCUGCUCAGGCUGAGGCUGAGUAUGAUGUGUUAGUGAAGUCCAUAGCUGAGGAGCGUUCCAAGUCAUCUCAGAGACUACAGGAACUGCACAGAGAGGAAGACAGGAUGGAUGCAGAACGAACACGCCUGGAGAGAGAGAAGGCUAAGAUUGAUGCAGAGAAGGACAGACUGUCUGACCUGGCCAUUCAGGUGAAACAGAAGUCUGCAGAAGUCGACUCGAUGAGUGAGCUGGCAUCGCGAUCUCACCGAGAUGGAGAGAAGUCGCUGUUGGAGGCGAGACAGAUAGAGUCCCACCACAACCAGCGUCUGGACGAGAUACAGCGACAGCUCCAGAACAUCAGGAACAUGGAGGAACACAUCUCGGAGGAGAAGUUGCGACUUGCUAAGGAGAAGAAGGAUGUGGAAAACCUGAAGAACUCUUCUCUGUGUACAAACUGUCGGACACCGUUGCGACCUGGAGACUCCAACCUUGUUCCUGCACACAUGCCGAUGACGACGGGAGGACCGAUGAUGUCCCCUGUCAAUGGUAUGCGAACUCCAAUGCAUGCUGGGAACAUGAUGUAUCAUGGUAAUUCGGGUAUGAAUUUUUCCUUCAAUGCCAUCGAGUCCAUAACAUCAUCGAUAGCAGCAGACAGAUCAGUACGUAUGUGGAAGAUUGAAGCCUUGAAGGACAAGGAGUACUUAGAAGAGGAAAGCAUAUUCUUAGAGACACUGAAACAUUCUCCAUAUCAUGGCUCACAGAAAAUCUGACCUCACUAGUGGUUCCGGUCAUCCAUUGAAUUACAGAUGAAGGAAUGAUGUCUGCAGUUUGUGACUAUCAGAUGUAGCAUGAAGUGCUUGCAUUUUUAAUCAUCUUCCGUCCUAAGGGUGUGUCAAGUGUGAUCAGUUCAUUGGAGAUGAAUAUUUUGAAAUUGCAUACAGCAAUAGUCAGUGGAACGACAGUGAAAUCCGAACAUAGUGUAGACAGGAAUUGGACCCGACUCGCCAUAGAUCUGUAGAAGUGCAGGGCUUGACACAGACUGUUUGUAGCCAUUACAACUGUCAUGUGUUAAAAUGGGGUUACAGUCAUAUUGCCAAGAUAUUUUUGUGAACAAUGGAGGUUGGAGGUGAAACUGGGAGGUACCAAGAGGACCAAGCCGGGAUGCAGACAUUGGACUGAUUGCUGUCUCAGUUUGUGUGUUGUGGCCCUCUGUGUCGUAGUCAUGUAUCUCCUAUACACAUCAUGUGUCCGUCCUGUACUCAUCUUGCCCUCCUGUGUACAUCAUGUGUCCGUCCUGUACUCACCUUGCCCUCCUGUGUACAUCAUGUGUCCGUCCUUUAGUCCCGUAGUAGUCAUGUACAGUCAAGUCUCGUUAAUCCGACAAUCGGAUUUAUCUGACACUAAUGAUGGGAACCGAUUAAAUCAGUGCUAUUUAGACCCGUUAAUCUCGCACUCCAACACGCCUAAUUUGCAACGAAUUACAGAAAUCACUCAUUAAUCAGUCUCGUUAAUCUGACAGUGAUCAGCGUACGGCAUGGUCAUCUGCAUGGUGAUGCGAGACGAGUCGGCUGCAGAGACAAACUUGCUUAACAAUAAACUAUUUAUGCUUUAAAUAAACAAAACACAUGCUUAGAUUACGUCAUAUACGUCAUGUAGCAGUCCUCUAUGUUCUAGUGGGGCGGUCGGGAAGCCUAGUGGUUAAAGCGUUCGCUCGUCACGCCGAAGACCGGGUUCGAAUCCCGAUAUGGGUACAAUGUCUGAAGCCCAUUUCUGGUAUCCCCUGCCGUGCUAUUGCUGGAAUAUUGCUAAAAGCGGCGUAAAACCAAAACUCACUCACUCACUAUGUGCUAGUAGCCAAGACCAUAGAUUCAGAUGGCAAUCAUGUACAAAGAGUAGACUACAUAUGUAUUAAUGCAUUUUUCCGAUCAACUAAACAUAAUUUGCUAAAGCUAAAGACAAGCAAAACCUUGUCAGCAAAUGGUCAGCCCAUGAUUCAGCAAAUGGUCAGCAAAUGAUUGGAUAUCGCGUUUUCAUUACAAGGGACACAACUCGUGAUCUAGGUGGUGCCAGGUUCGAGCCUAGAAAAGUGGCCUUCAUGUGGCAAGGGUAAAAACUAGGCUUGGAUAUAGGCUAGAGGACAUGCUUGCUUUGGGAAGACACCUUAAGACAACAUUGAAGGAGUAAUGUCAGUACAACACUCACAUGGUUGUCAUGCCAACCAGGGGGUGGUCGGGUAGCCUAGUGGUUAAAGCGUUCACUCGUCACGCCGAAGACCUGAGUUUGAAUCCUGACAUGGGUACAAUGUGUGAAGCCCAUUUCUGAUGUCCCUCGCCAUGAUGUUGCUGGAAUAUUGCUAAAAGCGGCAUAAAACCAAACUCACACACUCACACACACUCACUCACUCAUGCCAACCACCAUGUCUUACUGAGUGUGCUUCAAGACAUGUCACCAUUGGUCCUCACAAAUUCAUACUGGUAUGAUAAGCAUGUUGUGCAUUUGAUGUGUUGUUGAACAACUUUGCAUAUCUCCCUGAUAUUUGUUAGUUUAUUAACAAAACAGUUCACAUAUAUGUUACAUAACAUGAUUUAAUGUACCGGGUAAUGUCUAAUUACUUGUCAAUAGAUCAUCCUUGUCUGUACAGUGACAUACCAAAUAACAACGAAACUUUGACGUAACAAAGAGUGACCAGUUCUACCUAACUCUGUUCAUUAUCGUCUUCUGUUGCCUUGGACUAUUGUUUCUGUGAUCCCAGUGUCUUCUGUGCUGACCAUUGCAUGAGGCCUUACGUUCUAGAAAUAUGUUGAUGUUUGACUUUAAAUAAUCAAGUUAACAAAUAAUCUACAGAAUCUCAGUAUUAACCAUGAAUCCUCUGUAAUGUGUCAGUGUCUGUAAUCUACCUAUAAUCUGUAACACUUAUCAGAUGAAAUAAUGUAAGAAAUUUGGAUAACCACACAUUUUCUCACUGACUUCAACAUAGCAUUUUCUGUACAAGAUGUCAUUUUCCUAUUCACAGUGAUGAGAAUCUUCCGCGGAUCCGCAUAUUUUAGUGACCAAACAUUUGUUGGCUUCCCCCAUAAACACCCCCAAAUUGUAGACCACACUUCAUUGCAAAGAAGUUUCAGCUGAAAAGGAAAAAUCCAUUCUCAUCCCUGUAUUUAAAGAGUAUUUGCAUGACACUGAUGUCUAAGAUCCAUUAAUAAGCAGUUUAGUUUUGUGUUUCUAUUUCAGUAUUUGGCUAUAGACUGCAUUACUUCAGACUGAAAGUAUUGUUUUUGUCACACCAACUCAAACAAGAACAAAAAGUUGGCUGCCUGUCCAACCCAAUUUCUUAUCUUCAGGGGGUGCAGUUGGGUAGCUUAAUGGUUAAUGCGUUCACUCGUCACACCAAAGGCCCGGGUUCGAUUCCCCACAUUGGUCCCUCAACGUGAUAUUGCUGGAAUAUUGCUAAAAGUGGCGUAAAACCAUACUCAAUCACUUUUCUUCAGGGUUAUGUGAAACAGUUUGAAAUUAAGCGUGAACGUUGAGGGAUGCUUCUCAUAACCUAAUGUUAAUAGUAUAAGAUUUGAGGGGUGUUAGAUACAAAUCCUCGUGGAUCCUUAAUUUCAAACACCGCUGUCUGACAGGGAACUGGACUACAGAUGAUAUCUUAUUGUUGAAUAGAUUCUUGUCCUCAAUAAAAACUUUGCUAUACCCGGUACUAGUUCAGGGAUAGACAUUGCCACUUGUCCGUUAGUCCGAGACAAGUGAAAAUUUAAAGGGACUAGUUUUUUGCAUCCAAAAUCUAGUUAUUUGCAAAAAACACUUGUCCAAAUUGAGCUGCGACAAGUGAGAUAUGAGCAAUAGUCUUACCCCUGCUACUCUCAGUAUUAGCUGCUUAUGGUUUAUCACAUUCUUUGUGAAAACGUGGGGAGUUUGUUCCACAAAAUCCCAUCAACAAGCUAAAAACAAUAAUAGUCCUUGUUCUCAGGCGCCGCGUGCAUCUUCAUAAAGUCUGCCGCAUGUUUCGUUUUUAUUUCCAUUUUCAAAAAAAUAUAAAAAUCCUAAUACUUAAAAACAAUGUGAUCCAAUAUAGCACACAGUUACUUCCCUUUCCAUGCACACUGCUUUACUGUGCAUCUCGUGUUAUGGUCAUGGCGGCAGUAGGAGUUUGUAUGCCUGUUUAUGUACGGAGGCCCUUUCCCAGGUUGAUGGUACACAACUGUUUAUUUGGUUACAUACUAGUUUGAACAAACCCCCAAAAAAGCACCGCCUGCCCGCACUUUAUUUUCAAAAGUCAUUGCCUGAGAACCAAUUCUUUUACUUUUUAAGGCCUCAAUAAAGGGUUGAACAUGUUACAAUUGGAGAUAACUAUUGUGAUGACAAAAAAUAUUUGAAUUUUAAUGUAUGGUGAUCGAAGUGUUUUGAUACGUUGAGAUGUAUUUUGCUCAAAACAUUUUAUUUGCCUUCCUAAAUGUCUGUGAUAUUUUAUUGUGUUUUAUGUGGAAGGAGCAUAUAUUGUGCCUUGGAAGGGUAUGACUCCAUAUCAUCCAUUAACCUGUUGUUUUACAUUGUAGUGUAUCUUGUAUCCUAUGAACUCAAGCAUAUACUAGUAUAUCAACCUUGUCAUCACCUAUGAGACCGCCUUGUAUGAUUUUUUGAGUAUCAAGUAACCCUUUUGACCUUGACACUUUUGUUAAAUGUUGUUGAAUGUCAAGGGCAAAGGGCUUCCAUGUUUCCACCCACCAGUGACACUGUGGUACAAUGAUAUAAUCCAAAUGUUGAUAAGGAAAAGCAAACCCUACAUAUAUAAUCAGCAUAAGCAUCAGUGGUUAAGCAUUUGCUCGUCACAGGUAUGCGAUGUGUGAAACCCACUUUAGGUAUUCCCCGCUGGGAUACUGCUGACAAUUUGCUAAGACAGUAAGAGCAGCAAACACACACACACACACACACACACACACACACACACACACACACACACA